Molecule: messenger RNA, 899 nt
Organism: Carassius auratus (goldfish)
Lineage: Eukaryota; Metazoa; Chordata; Actinopteri; Cypriniformes; Cyprinidae
Exons: 5
Coding region: 171-734 (187 amino acids)
Cellular component (GO): nucleus
Source: RefSeq, a predicted model, not a curated record
GGGGGGUAUUCCAGAAAGCUUGGUUAACUUACCAUUUGAUAAACUAUAACCUCUGGGUUGAUUUACCCCAAACAGGCAUACCAUGAGUAUGUCGGUUCCAAAACACCUGAGAAGAGUUAGCUUAAUCAACCUCUGACUGGUUACCCAGAGUUAAUGCGCGUGCACGGUGCAUGUAUAAAGACAUUUUCAAUGGAUCGCCGAUUUCACGAGUCACCAUGGAAACUCAAAGCGAAAAAAAGAGAGCCGCGUAUUUCACAGAGGCGGAGUUGGAAGUUUUAAUGCAUGCUUAUGAGGAGUUUAAGCCAAUAAUAUUAAAAAGAAGCAAUACAGCUGCAUCGGCUAAAGCAAGAGAGUUGGCUUGGCAAAAAAUAACGGACAGAGUAAAUGCGUGUAAUCCUUCUGGAGCCACAAGAACUUUAAGCCAAGUCAAAAUGAAACACAAAAACAUUCUGCAAAAAGCUAACAGAAAAAAGACUGAAGCCCGUCUAACUGGCGGGGGGCCACCACCACCUCCCCUCACCCCAUCUGAGGAGCUGGCUCUGUCCCUUAAUAAAGGGCGACCAGUGGUUGCUGGCAUUCCAGGGGGCAGUUCAUCACACAUACUAUGCACCACAAGUGAUGGUGAAAAAAGGAUACUGAUGGACGGAUUGUAUUAUUGGACUCUCCAGAAAGAACACAGUCUGUCACAGUUGAUGAAGAUGAUGAUGACGAUGAAGAGACCACAUCUGCUGUGACAGAAGUGGACAAUGCUGGUAGAUCCACUGAGGUAUGAUGCAUACCAUUAUGAUGUAUGGCCCCUUUUUGCAUUAGAGUAACAAACUGUCAUUGUCCUUUCAUAGUACAUACCUAGGGAUUUGCCCACAGAUGAGGGUCCUUCAGCCUCAGCACACAAUCUAAGC